AGUCCUCCACCCAGUCUCUCUUGUCCUCCCUCUCUCUCUCUCUCUCUCUCUCUCUCCCCCUCCUUCCAUUCUUGUCAGAGGAGAGAAGUGCGAGAAGGAGCGUCAGCACAGACGGGGAAGCGAAAGAGUUCAAGAGACAGAAAUCAAAACACAAAAAAAGAAGAAGAAGAAGGAAAAGAGACGUACGUGAUUUUGAAAAAAAAAUAAACAAUAAACCUCUCCUGUCAUCGGAGCUCGGUUUGUCACACGACUGAGAAGAGAGGGGGAUGAUGAAAACGGCUGGAUUACGCCGCUGCUGAACGAGACGUCGACUUUGACAGCUACUGAACGUUGCAGCUGUUCCUGCCACAUCUUAACGGAACUGGGACCUUAACAGUUUCACUUCCAGAAAAUACAGACAUAUAUUGCACCUCUCGGAGCAGACGAUGAAACUUGCAGACUCCAGCACUGAUUGGAAGCUUGUGUCAGAAUGACAGCAGAAGACUCCGCCUCUGCCGUCACCAUGAGUAACUGUAGCCCCUCCUCCAAAUCUAACCCUGCCAAUAAUCAUCCGAUCCUCCAUGGAUCCAUUCAAGAUGGUGUUGCUGGAGCACCUAAUGAAGCGGCCCUGUUGGCUCUCAUAGAGCGCACGGGUUACAAGAUGGUUCAAGAGAACGGACAACGCAAAUAUGGCCCGCCCCCUGGCUGGCAAGGCACCUCCCCCCCACGUGGCUGUGAGAUCUUCGUGGGCAAGAUCCCGCGUGAUGUUUACGAAGACGAGUUGGUGCCGGUGUUUGAGUCAGUGGGCAGGAUCUAUGAGAUGCGCCUGAUGAUGGACUUUGAUGGGAAGAACCGUGGCUACGCCUUCGUCAUGUACACGCAGAAACAUGAGGCGAAACGUGCUGUGAGAGAGCUAAACAACUACGAAGUGCGCCCUGGACGAUUGCUGGGGGUCUGCUCGAGUGUAGACAACUGCCGCCUGUUUAUUGGUGGAAUUCCCAAGACCAAGAAGCGAGAAGAGAUUCUGGAGGAAGUCUCCAAAGUGACAGAAGGGGUUCUGGAUGUGAUUGUGUAUGCGAGUGCUGCAGACAAAAUGAAGAAUCGUGGCUUUGCCUUUGUAGAGUACGAGUCCCAUCGUGCAGCUGCCAUGGCCAGGAGGAAACUCAUGCCGGGGCGUAUUCAGCUCUGGGGUCACCAAAUUGCUGUCGACUGGGCCGAACCAGAAAUCGACGUCGAUGAGGACAUCAUGGAAACGGUGAAGAUCCUGUACGUGCGCAACUUGAUGAUUGAGACCAGCGAGGAGGUCCUCCGCAAGAUUUUCAGCCAGUUCAACCCAGGCUGCGUUGAACGAGUGAAGAAGAUCCGUGACUAUGCCUUUGUGCACUUUACCAGCCGGGACGAUGCGGUGGUGGCUAUGGACAACCUGAAUGGUACCGAAAUCGAGGGGUCGUGCAUUGAGGUGACGUUGGCCAAGCCUGUAGACAAGGAGCAGUACACUCGCUACCAGAAAGCAUCCAAGGGAACCGUGACCACUAGUGACAGUACUCAGCAGAAUUUGGUGUAUCAGUGCGAUCCCUACACCCUCGCCUACUACGGCUAUCCUUACAGCACUCUCAUUGGACCCAACCGUGACUACUUCAUCAAAGCAGGUACUGUACGAGGCCGUGGCCGUGCUGGAGCCACUAACAGAGGCCCAGGGCCCCGUGGCUCGUACCUCGGUGGCUAUUCUGCCGGUCGAGGCAUUUACAGCCGCUACCAUGAAGGAAAGACCAAGUUGCCGGAAAAACCAUAUGAGCUCAUGUCCAGUCUGGAGCUGGCAGCCGUUAAUCCAGUGGGCAUUAAGCCUGGCACAAUGGAGGAGCCUUUGUUUGUAACGGCGGCUUCAAGACGCUUCCUGUAUGAAGACGUUAAUCGGCCGCAGUAUUCAGUGACUCUGCCAGGUCUCGGUGCGCAGUACCCCACUAUGUUCUCUGCUGCACCCGCUGCUACUAAACUGGUGGAGGAAGGAAAAAUUCACCCAGUGGAGCAUUUGAUCAAUCCCCUCGCGCUCCAGCACGAUCAUUCUGCUGCUCCAUCGACUGCUGCCGUCAUUCCUGCCGUCUCAACACCUCCACCCUUUCAGGGUCGUCCCAUCACUCCUGUGUACGCCGUGGCUCAUAAUGUCCCGCGGAUCCCUGCUGCUGCCGGUCUGUAUGGUGCGAGCUACAUGCCCUUCGCUGCUCAUGCCAACUCGGCCACCCUGGCAGCGCUGCAGAAGAACGCAGCUGUGGCAGCUGCUGCAUACGGAGGUUAUGCUGGCUACAUGCCCCAAACCUUCCCUGCUGCCACCUUCCAAGUGCCUAUCCAUGACGUGUACCAGACCUACUGAGACGCGUUUUGCACCUUUUACCCAAAACACAGCGAGAUAUCUAUUGACUGAUCUGAGAAUAAAGGACUUAUAUUAAAUCUACUGACCAAAAAAAAACUCCCCAAAAACAUUACGCAGAUAUAGAACUAAAGGCCAAACUAGACCACUAACCCAAACUCCAGCUACCUAGAAUGUCUUUCGACUGCUCAUUAAAAGAAAGUCUGGUAACCUGUCGGAAAAACGCAGCAGUAACACUUUCUACGAAGAUCCACUUUGCUAAAUCAUUGCUGUUCUUAAAGGGCCGGUUCACCCACAAAUGAAAAUUCUGUCUUCGUUUAGUCGUGUCGUUCCAAACCUGCAUGCAUUUCUUUCUUCUGUGGAACACAAAAGAAGAUAUUUUGAAGAAUGUUGGUAACCAAACAGUUUUGGUGCCCAUUGACUUCCAUUGUAUGGACAAAAAAACAAAAAACAAACAAACACUGAGACAGUUCUACAUAUCUUCUUUUAUGUUCCACAGAAGAAAGUCGGUCAUACAGUUUUGGAACAACAUGAAGGUGAGUAAAUGAUGACAGAAUUGUCAUUUUUGGGUGUAGUCUCCCUUUAAGUUGGACGCAUUUUAUGAACUCUAAUAAUGCCUCAUAAAGCUCUAAUUAUGUUUUAUGCAUAAGACCUUGACAACUUAUAACCCUAACACUGCCUGCACAUAAUCCUAAAGCGACUGUAAUAUUUAUUAAACGUUAUAAAAACAUUACAAACAUGUAAAAUGUUAUCACAGUGGGCACAGUGGCUCCAGGGUUGAGGGUUCGAAUCUUGCCUCCGCCCUGUGUGUGCAGAGCAUGCGUGUUCUCCUUGUGCCCCAGUCCAAAGACAUGCAUUGUAGGUUGAUUGGCGUUUCCAAAUUGUCCGUAGUGUGUGAAUGUGUGUGCGAUCGUGUCCUGUGAUGGAUCGGCACCCUCUCUAGGGGGCCCCCCGCCUUGUGCCCCGAGUUCCCUGCGAUAGACUCCAGGUUCCCCUGUGACCCUGCAUAGGAUAAGCGUUAUGGAAAAUGGAUGGAUGGAAAAUGAGUGUUUCAACUAAAGCGAACACACUUCAUUAAUUCUUAUAAUAAGAAAGACGUGACGUACUUGUUUUCCUAAUGUAACGCAAAAUGAAUUCCGGAUCAAAUACAAAAACACAUACAGAGACAUUACCAAUGUUUUAAAAAUGUAAUGUCAGAAAGAAAAGGAGGGGGGGCUGGGGGGGCUCUGCUCAAUUCUAGUUUAGUCUAUGCACAUGCACUUCAGAUUUGCAUCCAGAUACAUUUCCAGAUACAGAUAUUCGAAGCACUAAACCUCUGCGUUCUCCGGUUUCCUCCUCCCACCUAACAAAAACAUUGGCGGAUCGAUAAAUCGCCCCCUGGGUACGAAUGAGGGGAAUGAAUGAACGUUAUUAGAGCGUUACAAUGCAUUGUUAUUGUUUUUUGCUUCGUUUUUUUUUUUUUAGUAGAAAAGUGUUACCAGCUGACCAGAGACGUAAAAAUAACGGAAUUUACACACUGACUUACUGUGACUCACUCAACGCUGACCGUUGUCUAGAACUACUGAUUUAAUUCUGUACGCAUUCAGUCAAGCACAAGAUCUGACUCGAUGCGUGAUUGAAUCUCCACGGACCAAUAAACGAACUGACACGGACUGGAAACACCAGUUGUGGCCUGCUGAUAUCACUGUGUGUGUGUGCUACUACGUUUCAUCAUCUCUCUGAAGAGGAAACCUCGUUCCUUAUUUCAUAUCUGCUGAUGCAGCCUCAUCUCAAGCUCCGUGUACAGAUUACUCGGGCAACAGUCACCUGUCAGGCAAAGAUUCCAGGUGACUGUUUCGAUGGUUCAAUAAUUGUGCUAAACACAUCCUCUUUUUUUGAGUUUUUUAAACAUUUUUUUAGACUGAUUCGGAGUGCCUUAAGCAUUAAUGCAUCACAGCUCCUUAGACACACCCAUCAUUCAUUUAUUACAACUCCAAUGUUCGGUUGCUUUGUCAAAGUUUUCCUAAAAUAUACAGUGUUUUGCACUAAUGAGUCUACACUGAUUCUGUGCUAGGAUGUAGCUUGUUCUACCCUCCAAAGUACACGACAAAAGGAAACGCAAAUAUACAAGAGAAGCAUUAUACUGCUGUGAGAGUCCUUAAUGCAUAUGAUUUUUUUUUUUUUUUUUUUUUUUAAAAGAGCACAGACCUAAACAUUGAAUUAAACCUACUGUCCUUGCUAAAUACUCCACUUCACGUCAUCCGGAACCUUCCGAAACCUUCCUCCCGUCUCUGUGGCUGCGAAGAAUACUGAAGGAACAUUCAGUAUGAAUGUUCUUUCCUGACCUGAAAUACAGCAUAUUUGCUCUAAGGCAUUUAAUAGUUACCUGAAGAAGAAGAAGAAGAAGAAGAAGAAGAAAAAAACAUUAAAAGAGACAAACAUAAGGAAAAACAAGAAAAAAAAAAUGCAAAACUGCUGAGCAGAGACCUAAGUGACCACUGAAGGAUCAUUUUAUGGACAUGUUUUAACACGCAAAUGGGAUUCCAAGUGUUUUAUGGUUGUUGUUGUUGUUUUAUUAUUUUUUAAGAUGUUUCAUAUCCUAACCACUAGGUUGCCUGAGUAAUAAUAAUAAUAAGAAUACCUGACUAAUACUUUUAGACCUUUUCCUUUGAUAUUUUGUUAUAUUAUAUCAUGUCAUGUUAUAUUUUCCUUUCUUUUUAUCGUUUUAUUUUUCGCGGCACGUUCGACGGCCGUUUAGUUCGCUGUUGUUUGAAGGUUUUUCGGACGGUUUCUUUAACGCGCUCUCUUGGCGUUUUCGUGUGUGUGUGUGUGUGGGGGGGGGGGGGGGGGGGGGUUGAGAAUUUAAGCGUUCGUUUUUAUAAAACCGGAAGUCGGAGACAAAGCCAAAAAUGAGCGGGACGAGAGACGAUAGAUAGCCACCGUGUUUAGGCACACCUACUGUACACUCCGUAGCCUUAAUACAGCUGUUAAAAAACAAACUGCAAUACCUCCUUAAACCGAAGCGAAACGCACGGCGUUCGAUGUGAAGAUCCGAAACAGCAUUUAUCUGUAGGAUCAAUAUGCAACGUGAUUAUUAAUUUUUAUUGUUGUUGCAUUUCUGAAUGUAAAAUCGAGACUGAAGGACGUCUUUAUGGGUUUUUUUGUAAUAUAGAACGUUAAUCAGAUCAGAUAGAGCGUUCCAGGGCCACACUUUCACUUGUUAGAGCUCUGUAUUACAAUACUGAUUACUACAAGGCUACUGGUGGUUAUUUUAUUAUUAUUAUUAUUAUAACUUUUUAUAAGAUGUGGCACACAUCUUAUAAAGGGUUGAGUGUUGGAAUUUUUGCAUUCUUUACUUUGAGGGUUUCCUCUGGGUAACCAUCUUUCAGCGGUUUCCUCCCCUAGUCCAAAGACAUGCGUUGUAGACUGAUUAGCGUUUCCAAAUUGUCCGUAGUGUGUGAAUGUGUGUGAGAUUGUGCACUGUGAUGCGUUGGUACCCUGGAUGUCCAGGAUGUCCCCGGCUUUGUGCCCCGGGUUCCCUGGGAUAGACUCCAGGCUCCUCCAUGACCCUUUGUAGGACAAGCAGUAUGGAAAAUGGAUGGAUGAAUGGAUGGAUAAGGUGUGGCCAUGAAGUAAGCUUCUUGAAAUCUAUUUUCUGGACACUUAACUCAUGGUAACUAUUGUAUUUAUUUAUUUAUUUAUUUUCUAAAUAAUUGGGACACCGGAAUUAGGCCAUUGGGCCGACAGGAACUUGAGCAUGGAGGUGACUGAUCAUAUUACAGUUUCCUUCACUCUUGCAACGACGCAGAAAGACACACUGGUGUCACUGGAGUUGUGACGUGUAUACACGUGUCACCUUAUGAGAUUUUUAACAGAUUCCAAACCCCCCACCCCCCACCCGUUCAUGCCGGAGGAAUAUUUAACACAGUAUUAAACACAUUAACUCUUAUACUUCACUUUUGGCUACAGAAUAUCAUCUCGUGGCUUCAUCUUAUAAAAUAAAUAAGUAAUAAUAAUAAUAAUAAUAAUAACCACCGUGUCACGUCAGAGGCUUUCCCCAUUUGAAUCCACGCCCAGUUGAAUUGAAUCAUUUGUAUUCUUUCUUUAUGUAUUCAAAUGAGCUUUCUUUCUAGUACAUUUUUUCUCUAUCUCUCUCGUAUCGUCCUAAAGAGAACAAACAUGUACAAGGGCUUUUCUUCUUAUUGUACGUAGUCCAUUUUGGUUUCAUCCGUAUUCUAGAAAAAUGUACUGUCAUACUGUUUCGUUCAAAAUCCUCGACGCUGGAAUGAAUGAAUGAACGAAUGAACGGGACUAAAUCGAUUCCUAUGCAUAUCACCACCGUGGCCUACAUAAAGAUCUGUCCGAAAAGCUCGAAUUCUGUCCGUCUGUUCUAAUAAGAACAUCAGGCUGAACGUGUAUAGUGCUUUUACACUCCAUGAUGAAGAACCCAUGAGAGACUCAAAAGGGAAUCAGUAUGAGCUUAAUGGGAGUUCUGGGACGAGGCAUAAGACAGUCUUGAUGCUUACAGCAGCAGUGUUUUAACAAGACUUUUAUAUUCAAGGUGUUCUUACAGUGUAGUUUUUUUUGGUGGUUUGCUUUCGGAGCGUCGUUCUCGAAUGCUUCUCAGAACACUAGCGUUUGGGAUACACGCCUAAGAUAACUUAAAAGCCUUUGUUUUUAUAUCAGGAAAUGAAGGUGCGAAUGUAUGUGUGGGGUUUUGCGGAAGACAUUUUAUCCCAACAGUGCCUGGACACAAAAACAAACAAACAAACAAACAAACAAACAAAAAUCUGUUCUUGAUGCCUCUAUGGUGAGGUAUCGGUGCCUUGAUCUACUAGUAGAUCAUUCUUAAAUCCUAAAGUGUGCACGAACAUCGAGUGGCCACCUCGUCUAUUUAUACCAACCGCGUUAUAUCAUUAACACACGUAACGUCAUGUAGCCAACAGUGGUUUCAUAUCUCUCUCUCUCUCUCUCUCUCUCUCUCUCUCUCUCUCUCUCUCACUCUCUCUCUCUCACUUUUCUAUACUACAGGUGAAGGAUUUCCAUGUUUCUGUUGUGUUUUUUGAUGUCAAGCUGUUUUUUUUUCCCUUUUAGCUCUAGCUUAUUAUUAUUAUUAUUAUUAUUAUUAUUAUUAUUAUUAUUAUUAUGACAGAUUGUGUUUUUAUUGAGUAUAACCUAUGUGUUAAGACUGAGUCACACUGGCGAUGCAAACAACUCAUAAAUCCUUGCACACACACACACAAACACACACACACACACACACACAUGCCCGCACACCCUAAACUCUGAACUUGAUGAAGUUGCCUGUAUAUGCGUGUGUGUGUGUGUGUGUGUGUGUGUGUGUGUGUGUGCGCAUGUGCUUACAGAUAUAAGAGCAUGAGUACACUUUUUUCUACGUUUGUGUGUUUGCCUUCAAGAAGACGUCCCCUUUCUACACUCUUCUUUCAUAGAAUCUUUUAUCAUGACCGAAACCAUCAGGAUAUAUUUAAUAUAUACAACGCAUUGUUUUUGUGUAUGAAGUAAGAAGAAAUUCUAUAAUAUAUUUGAAGUGAAUGAAUGUUUUUCUCUUCCUUUAUAUGCACCUUUUUUUUUCUUUCUUUUUUUUUUUUGAAAAUGUUAACUGUUUUGCCAAAGUGUUCUGUAAAAAAAAAAAAAACGAAGAAGAAAAAAAAAGUUUUUAUGUUUUCUUUGUUUGUUUGUUUUGCUAAUAUAUUAGAUACAGUUGGCCAGUUUGAGCCGAACGUGGACCCAAAGGUGUCACGCGUUCGAGUUGCUUUGUAUCGCGAUCAUUUCAUUAACACUAAGUCGUCUUGGUUUUUUUUGUUUUUUUUAAAGGAACUUGUGUUUUUGUUGCUAAAAGAACAAGACAUCAAAGGUUGAAGAAGAGUCGUCUUCAGAGAUCCCUUUAUGGAGCUGUUUUCUAUCACGCUAUAUAUUUGUAAUAGGCUUGGCAUUAUUGUAGGCUAUUUAUAGUGGUGCAGUAGUUGAAUAAAGCAUUUUCAAAAACGAGAA
Molecule: messenger RNA, 8335 nt
Organism: Ictalurus punctatus (channel catfish)
Lineage: Eukaryota; Metazoa; Chordata; Actinopteri; Siluriformes; Ictaluridae
Gene: rbm47
Product: RNA binding motif protein 47
Exons: 9
Coding region: 470-2347 (625 amino acids)
Cellular component (GO): nucleus
Molecular function (GO): mRNA binding
Source: RefSeq, a predicted model, not a curated record